Molecule: messenger RNA, 1851 nt
Organism: Cavia porcellus (domestic guinea pig)
Lineage: Eukaryota; Metazoa; Chordata; Mammalia; Rodentia; Caviidae
Gene: Lrrc39
Product: leucine rich repeat containing 39
Exons: 9
Coding region: 236-1243 (335 amino acids)
Molecular function (GO): protein binding
Source: RefSeq, a predicted model, not a curated record
AGCACCCGGCUGGCGUGACAUUUUGCUUAGUUACUGCCUGACUGUGGGUUUUAAUCAUUUGGAACUAGACUAGUGGGAAAAAAUCAGUCUGCUAUCCAUUUUUAGUUGAUAAUCAUUAACUUUGAGCAUGAUGGUUUCAGCAUCAACCAACAAUGGUCCUUUCUGGAAUGGCAUCUGUGACUCAGCUAUUUAGAACCUAAUGAAGGUGAUGAUGCUAUGACAAUGUGGAGAAACCAUGACAGAAAAUGUGGUUUGUACUGGUGCUGUCAAUGCUGUAAAGGAAGUUUGGGAAAAAAGAAUAAAGAAACUGAAUGAAGACCUGAAGCGAGAGAAGCAGUUUCAACAGAAGCUAGUGCGGAUCUGGGAAGAACGAGUAUGUUUAACCAAGCUAAAAGAAAAGGUCACCAGGGAAGAUGGAAGAGUCAUUUUGAAGAUAGAGAAAGAAGAGUGGCAGACUCUUCCUUCUUCUUUACUGAAACUGAAUCAGCUUCAGGAAUGGCAACUACACAGAACUGGUUUGUUGAAAAUUCCCGAAUUCAUUGGAAGAUUCCAGAACCUCAUUGUAUUAGAUUUAUCUCGAAACAGUAUUUCAGAGAUACCUCCAGGAAUUGGACUGCUCACUAGACUUCAGGAACUAAUUCUUAGCUACAACAAAAUCCAGACUGUCCCCAGGGAGCUAAGUAAUUGUGCCAGCUUGGAGAAAUUAGAACUCGCUGUUAACCGAGACAUAUGUGAUCUUCCACAAGAGCUGAGCAAUCUCUUAAAACUUACUCACCUUGAUUUGAGUAUGAACCACUUUACUACAAUCCCUCUUGCUGUGUUGAACAUGCCUGCCCUUGAGUGGCUGGACAUGGGAAGCAACAGACUUGAACAACUUCCUGAUACUAUAGAAAGAAUGCAGAGUCUGCAUACAUUAUGGCUACAACGGAAUGAAAUAACAUGCUUACCACAAACAAUCAGCAAUAUGAAAAAUCUGGGUACUCUUGUUCUGAGCAACAAUAAACUGAAAGAUAUUCCAGUGUACAUGGAGCAAAUGGCAAAUCUGAGGUUUGUCAACUUUAGAGACAACCCACUGGAAUUAGAAGUAACAAUUCCGCUCAGUGAAAGUACAGAUGAAGAGGAGGAACAGGAAUUAUUUGGCCUUCAGUUUAUGCACAUAUACAUACAGGAGUCCCGGAGAAGAGCAGAUGACCAAGUCAAGUGUUCAGCUACUUUACCAACCUGUAUAAAUACUGAUGGAUAAUAUAAUUCAAAAUGCCCUGCUGAAGAAGAUUUUUCAGAAUUUGGUGAAUACUUGGAUUUCUCAAGUAAAAAGCAAAGCUACUACCACAGAUGAAUGAGGCCAUAGUAUUUUUAAAGAUAUGUUUUCAAAUUACAUUUUUGUGAAUAUAAAAAUAUAAUUUAAAAAGGUAUUUUUGGUGGAAGACGGUUGAUAUUCAAAUUUCUUUUCCAUUAAGUGGUUGUUUCUGGCAAUGAAGAAUGAAUUGGUAAAGCAGUUAACAAUACAUUUUCCAAAGACACCAAAGGGUCUGUAUAGUACUGUAAAGCAGGAUUAAAUCCUUUCUGUUCUAAAUAUUGGAUUCGGCCUUGAUCAAUCAGCAGUUUACAAAGACGUCCUAUUUUCUUCUUUUCUUCAACAGUAAGAAGCCUAAAUUGAAUAAACAUAAAAAAAAUUAGGGCUUAUAAAAUUAUUUUAGUUACAUUUAUUAAAAAGCUGUUAAAUAUGCCAUGUCCCAUGCUUCUAAGACAUGUUUUAGAAUCAAAAUAAAAAUAUAUUCUAACUUACUUUAAAAUUACAUUGAAAAAUAAUGCACUUAUGAAUAAAUUGUUACAAUGGUCAUCAAAAAAAAA